CGGUGUAGUGCUGUUCUUUGUUAGAUUUGGGAAAGUGUUGUCUUAAGGUACAGAGUUAAUAUUUUUCAGGCUGCAAAGCUGCGGCAGAUGUGGCAUUCCUUGUUGAUUCAUCGGGAAGCAUUGGUCGUGGAAGAUGGCCAUUGAUGAUAAACUUCUUGAAAGAAGUUACCAAUGUGUUCAACGUUGGUCCGGAUGGUACUCGUAUAGCUGUAAUUGCCUACAGCACCAACGCAAAGCUGGAGUUUACUUUCAACAAAUUGUCUGGCGCACAAAUUACAGCAGAGGAAUAUGGAAAACUGAUCGAUAAAAUAAGAUUUCAGAGAGGCUUUACUUACAUCGACAAGGCUCUGAUCAUGGCUGAUGAACAGGUGUUCAUUAAAAGCGCUGGAAUGAGGCCUGGUGUAUCACAGGUCGCUAUAGUGAUCACCGAUGGAGAGCAGACCACAACGCAAGCAUAUACACCUUUGGAUAUCGCCUCUAAAAGGAUCAAAGAUAAGGGAGUUGAAGUGUUCGCCUUGGGUGUUGGUGGCGGUGUUAAAGUUGAUCAACUACGACUGAUUGCAAGUUCUAAUGACAACGUGUUCACAUCUUCCGGUUUUGAGGAACUCGUCAAUGUCGUGAGGCCAAUUGUGGAGAAGUCUUGUCCAAAGAAAGUAACAGAUCCAUGUAAGACUGUUGGCUGCAAAGCUCCCUACAACAUCGGCUGCAGAACUGUAAACAACACAGCAGAGUGCAUCUGCCCGACAUGUCCAGACACAGCCGACCCUGUUUGUACAUCAGACGAUAUCCAAGAUACUUCUGCUUGCCACAUGAGGCGACAAUCGUGUAUAAGUGGUGAUCUUGUGACUAUUGCUAAGAGUGGCCCAUGUGAGAAGGAAUGUAGACCAAUUGCAGAUAUUGGAUUUGUCAUCGACUCAUCUGGAAGCAUUGGACGAAGCAACUGGGGAAGAAUGAAGAGGCGUCAUGAAUAUGACCUUGCACAAUUGUUGCUGAAUCUUUGCAUUUUAUUUUUCUUAGCGAAACCUCCAGAUCCAUGCAAGACUGUUGGCUGCAAGGCGCCCUACAACAUAGGCUGCAGAACUGUCAACAACACAGCAGAAUGCAUCUGCCCAACAUGUCCGGACACGCUUAACCCUGUUUGUACUUCAGAUGAUGUUCAGGAUCGUUCUGAGUGUCACGUGAGGAGGCAAUCUUGCGUCACAGAAGAUCUAGUGACUGUUACAAAGCGUGCACCAUGCGACAAGGAAUGCAAGCCAAUUGCAGAUAUUGGAUUUGUUAUCGACUCAUCUGGAAGCAUUGGACGAAGCAACUGGGGAAGAAUGAAGCGAUUCCUAAAAGCGUUGGUCAGCAAGCUUGACGUCAGUCCUUCCACUACACACAUAGCAGCUGUUGCCUAUAGCAACAACCCCGAGGUAGUGCUGCGAUUUAACGGCCGUCAGGGUACGAAUGAAGUGAAUUUGGCAUUCGAUAGAAUGCGUUGGCAGCGCGGCUUCACCUACACAGAUAAAGCUCUUCUCGUGGCAGACAAUGAUUUGUUCCAGAGUGCAAAUGGCAUGAGACCAAACGUAGGCAAGGCUCUAGUUGUCAUCACGGAUGGAAAACAAACAACAUCAAAACCUUAUACCAAACUAUCAGUAGCCUCACAAGGAGUGAAGAACGCGGGAAUUGCAGUAUAUGCUGUUGGAGUUGGCAAGGGAGCUGAUGCAGCAGAGUUGAGAGAAAUUGCAUCGAGCCAAGAGAACGUCUUUAUAUCUGCAUCAUUUAAGGAACUGCAGACUCUUGCUGUUGAGAUAAGAAAGCGGCUUUGUGAAGUCCGUCCUCCUCCCACAACUCUACCUCCUACCACACCAAAACCAACAGAAUUUGUAUGCGAAGCUGUAGCAGACGUAGCUUUUCUGGUGGAUUCAUCAGGCAGCAUUGGCCGGCGGAACUGGGUCAAGAUGUUGCAGUUCUUGAAAGACAUGGUGAAAGCUUUCAACGUCGGCCCAGAUAAAACACACAUUGCUGUUGUAGCCUACAGUAGCAGAGCGAACCUUGAGUUUAAAUUCGACCGACUUAAAGGAUCUCAAAUAACAGAGGCAGGAUACUACAGUCUUAUCGAUAGAAUCCGAUUUCAGAGAGGCUUCACCUUUAUUGACAAAGCUCUGAUUCUUGCCGACCAACAAGUAUUUCAAAGAUCGGCUGGAAUGAGACCAGAACUUCCUCAGAUCGCCAUUGUUAUUACUGACGGAGAACAAACAACAGACAGAGGUCCAUAUAGACAGCUUGCUGACGCAUCUAGGGGACUUAAAUUGAAGAAGGUUCAGGUCUAUUCCCUUGGUAUUGGAACAAAACUCGACCAGAAACAGCUGGAGGACAUAGCCAGUUCAAAGGACAAGGUGUUUUUCGCUACUAGUUUUGCCGAACUUGCACCAGUGGCGCAGGAGAUUGUGCAGAAUUCGUGUCCAGAACAAAAGAAAGCUGAUCCUUGUGAAACCGAAGGCUGCAAAGCUCCUCAUAACAUAGGCUGCAAAGUAGUGGACGAUCAAGCAGAGUGUAUAUGUCCCACUUGCCCUACAACUCUCCGGCCAGUGUGUGCCUCCGACGAUGUUCAAGAUCCUAGCGAGUGUGUACUGAGAAGACGGGCCUGCCUUACAUCAACUCGAAUUGGCGUUAACAGACGGGCAGCAUGCGUGCCCGACUGUAGCAAAGCUGCAGAUGUCGCCUUUAUCGUGGACUCUUCGGGAAGCAUCGGUAAAACGAAUUGGGAACGAACAAAGCGCUUCCUCAUGAGAAUCGUCAGCAAACUGGAUAUCGGACCCACAACCACACACAUCGCGACAAUCUCCUACAGCACGAAUCCUGAAAUUGUUUUGCGGUUCAACUCACUCUCCGGUAGUAGGUUGAACGUGAACGAGGUUGUCAAAGUUUUGGAUGGAUUGCCAUGGCAGCGAGGAUUUACCUACAUCGACAAGGCUCUGAAACAAGCCGCACAAGGAGUGUUUACCACAGCUGCUGGCAUGAGACCAAAUGUGCCCAAGAUCGCGUUCGUUAUCACUGAUGGUAAGCAAACCAAGACAGGCCAAGACACUCCUUUAGCCAAAGCCUCGAAACUCUUGAAGGAUAAAGGUGUACAGAUUGUAGCUAUCGGAGUAGGAGAGCUCAGAACCGUCGUGGACUACACAGAGCUUUUGGACAUCUCUUCAAGCACUGAAUACGUGUUCGUGGCCAAGUCGUUUGAGCAACUGCAAAAUCCAGCCAAUGCAAGGGUAUUUAGGCGAAGAGUUUGCGAUGCCAGACCAAGUAUUGGUAAGGAAAUUAUUGACUCUUUCUACACNUACACCAAACUGUCAGUUGCUUCACAAGGAGUAAAGAAUAAAGAUGUGGCGGUGUAUGCUGUUGGAGUUGGCAAAGGAGCUGAUGAAGCAGAGCUAAGAGAAAUAGCAUCGAGCCAAGAGAAUGUCUUUGUAUCUGCGUCAUUUAAGGAACUUCAGACGCUUGCAGUAGAGAUUAGGAAGAGGCUUUGUGAAGCCAAACCUCCAGAUCCAUGCAAGACGGUUGGCUGUAAGGCUCCUUACAACAUAGGCUGCAGAACUGUAAACAACACAGCGGAGUGCAUCUGCCCGACAUGUCCAGACACAGCCGACCCCGUUUGCACAUCAGACGAAAUCCAGGAUCGUUCUGAGUGUCACAUGAAGAGGCAAUCUUGUAUAAGUGGCGAUUUGGUAACUGUUGCAAAGAAGGGACCAUGUGAAAAGGAAUGCAAGCCAAUUGCAGAUAUUGGAUUUGUCAUCGACUCAUCUGGAAGCAUUGGACGAAGCAACUGGGGAAGAAUGAAGCGAUUCCUAAAAGCGUUGGUCAGCAAGCUUGACGUCAGUCCUUCCACUACACACAUAUCAGCUGUUGCCUAUAGCAACAACCCCGAGGUGGUGUUGCGAUUCAGAAAUCGACAGAGCACAGAUGAAGUGAAUAACGCAAUUGAUGGAAUGCGUUGGCAGCGCGGCUUUACUUACACAGAUAAAGCCCUUCUCCUUGCAGACAGUGAUUUGUUCCAAAGUGCAAAUGGCAUGAGACCUAACGUGGCAAAGGUAUUGGUUGUAAUCACUGAUGGAAAGCAAACGACAUCAAAACCGUACACCAAACUGUCAGUUGCUUCACAAGGAGUAAAGAACAAAGAUGUAGCGGUGUACGCUGUUGGAGUCGGUAAAGGAGCUGAUCAAGCAGAACUAAGAGAAAUUGCAUCGAGCCAAGAGAAUGUCUUUGUAUCUGCCUCAUUUAAGGAACUUCAGACGCUUGCAGUCGAGAUGAGGAAGAGGCUUUGCAAAGCCAAACCACCAGAUCCAUGUAAGACUGUUGGUUGUAGUGCACCAUACAACAUAGGCUGCAGAACUGUAAAUAACACAGCAGAGUGCAUCUGCCCGACAUGUCCAGACACAGCCGACCCUGUUUGCACAUCAGACGAAAUCCAGGAUCGUUCUGAGUGUCACAUGAAGAGACAAUCUUGUAUAAGUGGCGAUCUAGUGACAAUUGCAAAGAAGGGACCAUGCGAAAAGCAAUGCAAGCCAGUUGCAGAUAUUGGAUUUGUCAUCGACUCAUCUGGAAGCAUUGGACGAAGCAACUGGGGAAGAAUGAAGCGAUUCCUUAAAGCGUUGGUCAGCAAGCUUGACGUCAGUCCUUCCACUACGCACAUAUCAGCUGUUGCCUAUAGCAACAACCCUGAGGUCGUCUUACGAUUCAGAAACCGUCAGAGUACAGAUGAAGUGAAUAACGCAAUUGAUGGAAUGCGUUGGCAGCGAGGUUUCACUUACACAGACAAAGCCCUUCAACUUGCAGACAAUGAUUUGUUCCAAAGUGCAAAUGGCAUGAGACCAAACGUAGCAAAGGUAUUGGUUGUAAUCACUGAUGGAAAGCAAACGACUUCAAAACCGUACACCAAACUGUCAGUUGCGUCACAAGGAGUAAAGAACAAAGAUGUAGCGGUGUAUGCUGUUGGAGUUGGCAAAGGAGCUGAUAAAGCAGAACUAAGAGAAAUUGCAUCGAGCCAAGAGAAUGUCUUUGUAUCUGCGUCAUUUAAAGAACUUCAGACACUUGCUGUUGAGAUUAGGAAAAGGCUUUGUGAAGGUUUGUUUCCUAAGUAAUGACCCCAAAAGUAGG
This is a messenger RNA of Orbicella faveolata, 5133 nucleotides long. RefSeq lists its product as uncharacterized. Gene Ontology annotation, molecular function: peptidase inhibitor activity; protein binding. Gene Ontology annotation, cellular component: extracellular region. Lineage: Eukaryota; Metazoa; Cnidaria; Anthozoa; Scleractinia; Merulinidae. The record is from RefSeq and is a predicted model, not a curated record.